Messenger RNA from Zygosaccharomyces rouxii, 540 nucleotides. RefSeq names its product Slx9p (gene SLX9). The coding region runs from base 1 to 540 and encodes 179 amino acids. Gene Ontology annotation, cellular component: 90S preribosome; nucleolus; preribosome, small subunit precursor. The record is from RefSeq and is a predicted model, not a curated record. The transcript has a single exon. NCBI's taxonomy places the organism in Eukaryota, Fungi, Ascomycota, Saccharomycetes, Saccharomycetales, Saccharomycetaceae. Gene Ontology annotation, biological process: maturation of SSU-rRNA from tricistronic rRNA transcript (SSU-rRNA, 5.8S rRNA, LSU-rRNA).
AUGGUAGCCAAGAAGAGAAAUACACUCAGACAGAAGUCUGCAGUAACUGCUUCUAAGAAACCCCAGGAAGUGCUGAAUGAUAUAGAGAUGGAUAUGGGGGAAGACCCCAAGGCUUUCCUUCACCAAUACAAGGAAUCAAAAAAGGAUAAAAAUUUGAGCAGACAACAGAUGUUUUUGGAUCAAAUCAAACAAAAAAAUGGCACGGAUCCAAGCUUUGCAGGAAUAUCAAAGAGUGCGAUGAGAAGGAGAAAAAGAAAAUUGAGAGAUGAUUUGAAGCCAAAGAUGGGGGAAUUAUUGACCUCGUUAGGCCAAGAAGAAGAUCUAAAGGAACAAUUUGAAGAUAAUUUCAAAGAGGAAGGUGUAGUAGAACCUGAACCACAGAAGAAGCGGAAGAACGAACCCAACAUCAGAAAUCAAAAAGGUGCCAAGGCUCUAUCGGUCCAGGAGAGUGAAAGGAUGAAACAGGUGUUAUCCAAUAGUUCAUUUCAACAAAAUACGUUUAGUGCCUUGAGGGAUGUAAUUAAAAUGCAGAAUCGUUAA